UUUGCGUUUUAGAUUAUAUUUAUUAUUUAAUUUAUCAUAUAACAGUCCAAAAAAAUAUAAAAUUAAAUAAAAAAAUAUUUUUUCUUGUAUAUUUAUAGAUUUAAAUCACACAUAGUUUCUGACAUUGUUUUGUCGGACAACGAACGGUGCAUUGUGAACAAGCGACAUUUUGAUAUUUUUUUCGUGUAUUGCCAUGCCAGGCAAUAGUAUUUGUUUCGCAUAUUAAAAUAUUCACAAGCAUUUUAGCUCUAAUUCUGUGAUGUUUCGAUCAUGUAUAUCUAAGGACUAGACGAGUUCAAGUAGCAUACGUGGGCAGUUGGAUAAUCGCUUAGAUUUUCAGAGGAGAGGAGGAGGAGAUGGCGAUGCCGGAGCAGUUCUCGCUGCGGUGGAAUGACUUCCAUUCAAACUUGUCGCAGUCGUUCCACGCACUGCUGGAGGGCGAGGACUUAGUGGACGUGACGCUGGCGGCGGGAGGCCAGUACGUGCACGCGCACAAGCUCAUCCUCUCCAUCUGCAGCCCCUACUUCAAGGAGCUCUUCAAGAUGAACCCAUGCGAGCAUCCGAUUGUGAUCCUGAAAGAUGUUGCACACCAGGAGCUCCGGCAACUGCUGCACUUCAUGUACCGUGGUGAGGUGCAUGUCCGUCAGCAGGAGCUUUCUGGGUUCCUCCACACUGCUGAGCUGCUGCAGGUUAAGGGACUCACUGUUGGCAGGGAGAGGAGCGAGUCGCCGCCGCCUGUGGUAGCUGAGGAGCCAGUGAAGCCCGUAGUCCCCAAAGCGGCGGAGGGCGGGGACAGCCAGCCGGAAUGGGUGCCGGGGGGCGAAGACACCAUCGCUACGGAGGCGCCGCCCGAACCCGUUGCAGCGCAAGCUAAGGAGGAAGCCACGCGUAGCCCGCUCAAGAGACUGCUGAAAAAUACUACUCACAAGAACAGCUAUAACGUUAAGAAGAAGCCGCGUCCCGUGAAGGAUAGCCCCACACACGCAGAGAACACCGAGUACGCCUCCGACAAUGAGCCUCUCAUCGACUUCGACAACGACCUGUUUCAUAGCGUCCUCGUUGUACCCGAAUCUAAAGAGUCCGCGGGUUGGAAUUGCAAGACGGGGGGAGUGAAGUGUCCGUCGUGUCACCGGUUCUUUGCGAAUCGGUACAACCUGAAGGUGCACAUCCGUGACAAGCAUGACACUCGGGAGGGGACGCUGCAGUGCGAGAUCUGUCAGAAGCGCAUGCGCAACCCGAGCUGCCUCCGCGUGCACAUGUACCACCACCGCAAGCAGGCCGCGUACCUCGCGCAACUCGGCGGGCAAGGCGAUCAGAUGACAGCCGUUCACAACAUGGUCGGAAGCAAGUGGCGCAGCGAAUCCUCGCAUCUCGUCGACUACAGGGAGUUCGACAACUAUGGGUCGGCAAUGUCGACUCCCGAGCCGAGCAAGCAGCCCGGCGCCGAGAGCAAGUUCCCCACCCCGGAGCGCGCCACACCGCACGCCGCCGCCCCUCCAGAUCUGAUGAAGCAGGCCAACAUGACCGGCAACAAGUGGCGCAACGAGUCUUCGCCCGUCGCCGAUUACAGGGAACACGAAAAUUACGACUCAACAGCGUGCCCCGAGACGAUGCAGCCGGGCACGGAGGGGGCUAAGCCGGUGGUCCCCAACCCGGAGCCAGAGCCCGAGUCGGUGUGAGGCCCCGCCCCCGCCGCCGCAACACAGUGCCACAGACUUGCAGCUACCAGCAGCACACCCAUGACAGCUACACCGCCGUCAGCUUAAAAAACAGUUUUUGCUACCAGUAAACAUAGAAUCCUCGUAUUUAAAACCUCUGUAAUUUCCUUACACUAUCGAAAGGCUAAACCCCCAGUAUUUUCUGUACUAAUAUGAAACCAAAAAGAUAACCUAAUUUCAACCAAAAACUGCUUUUUAAGCCAUAAAGAUAGCACCCGUAAUGAUAACUUCAAGAUAACUUGAUAGAUCGAAGUAUCUUUUACAUUGAAUUAUAUUGAUAAGUACAUUAAUUGCGUCCGUGGUACUGUGAUGCUACAUAUUAUAAUAAAUAAUCGACAUUCCACCACACAAGAUCCAAAGACUGAAGCAUCAAUAAAACGUAAAUAUUAUACAUAAACAUGCACUGUAUGAAAUGGUUAUAUUAAUAAUAUAUUGUCAAAACAUAGGAAGGUACAAGGUGUGACUAACAAGUUUGCGCCGUUAUGUCGUACUUAUAACAAAAACAUGAAAUAAAAUGAUUGGAAGAUUGCAAAUAGAAGGUGAAAGACGCACCCUGUACCGUGCUCAUGGAAGUAUCUUGGAGCUAUUAGCGGAGCACCGCAAUCUCCACCCGCACACAGCCUCAUACAAGCCAGGAUAUUGGUACGUCGUGACUCACAAUUCCAUGAAAUUACUCACUAAAAUAUUGUAUUCACAAAACAUGCAUUUAACUCAAGUUCGAGUGAGUCACAAACAAACAAGGAUACAAUUUGACGAAGUACAAGUAUAAUUAAUAAUUUUCUCUAGGCAGCUAGAUGGAAUCGUUUAGGUUUAAAAUGACGAAUUGCCAUUCAAUGAUGUACAAAUGUUUUGUCCCAUAUUGAUUAUGCUGACACGAGCUCCGGGCGCCUGCGCGCCGCCAAGCAUAACCUUACAGUACAAAAUAUGAUAUUGUGUAUAAUAUUCAUUUAUGAAUCUAUGCUUUACUUAGUCUAUAAGUUUGUCUAAUUGUAAGAAACAUUUUUAUGUGACUUUGAACCGAAUAACUUUUUAUACGUACUAUAUUAGUUAUGUAAUGAUGAUGUAUACAUUUUUAUAUAUACAUAUUAAUAUACAAGGGUUGUUUAGAUGAGUUAUAAUACUUUGUCCAAAAUCUAAACCACUGCACUAUGUCUUCACAGAUGAGAAAGGUAUACGGACAAAUUUUUUAAUUUUGUACCAACGUGCAAAAUUAUAUUUUAAAUAGAUAGGUCAUAAUGACCUUAAAUUGUUGUAGCAUUGUCUGAGGGGUUAAUCAAUUCACAAUAUAGACAUUACGCGUACAAAACGGAAAAUCCAUUGCAAUUGAGGUUUUAAUAGUAUUAUUGCAUAUGCAUAUUAUAUAGUACUAUUGCAAGUACCAGAUUGCUUGAUGUCCAUAAAGUAAAAUAUUCCACAGCAGUUUUCAGAAAUGCUCCAGCAUUCCUCACACUUAUAGGGUAGUUGGCUUUUUCAUAUCAUCAAUCUACUCACGUGAACUCGUUAAAUAUUAAACUGAAAUCCGUUUUUCAAUAUGUCAUUUAAUUCAGGAGAAUUGAUUAAAGUACUGACUUUAACUAUCCGCUGGGGAACGCUCCGUCCCAUCUAGCUAAACGGCAUUUCUAUGCAGCUGAUUGUAGCUUGUACGGCACUAGAAACAUGUGAAGCCACAAGUUGCUAUUGUCAUUUCUUCCUAACUUCUUGAUUUCAGAUGGCUGUAGCUAUUUUAUUUUUCAACGAAUUCCGAUUAUUUUCAUAUUUCGAUAUUGGUUGGGUAUUUAUGUCUACAAUGAAAAACGUAUAGUUUGGAUACUUGUCAACUACCCAAGUCAAUUAUUUGUAUUUAAGACAAUACCUGUUAAAUUGUUACUGGUGGAAUCGAAGAUUCAUACUUGUGGACUUUGAAAAAGUACCUUUCAUUGUUGUGCUAGCUUGAGUGCGUCGAAGCGAGUGCAGUGGUUUAUAAGAUAGAUUUAUUACGAGAAAAUUGAUACCUCAACGUUUGUUCGACUGUUUUUGUAAGAUAUUCUCCGUUGUCGGUCCGCAGCUGAGUGGCGGAGACACGAGAGAAGCCAAGAACCAUUUGUUGUAUAUUUUGGAGUAAUAUAAGUGAUUGAAAAUCAAGCAUUCCAUUAGGUAGCCGUGCGGGCCGGCAGCCGGUCCGGCGGCCGUAGCGUCAAGGAAGCUUUAAUGUUGAACGUCCCAUCGCUGUCAAGUCGAAGCGAAAUUUAAGGUAGUCAUUAGCUCUCUACGAAUGGAGACGACCGCCCGCCCGCGCGGCGCGACAGAUGCGUGCGCGCCGCUGCGGUCGGGCGCCGCUCAGUUUGGCGUUAAAGUUAGAAAACAAAUUAUUUAAUGUAAUACGUCCAUUAUUCGAUGUAUUUUAUCGCGGUUUGGGUAUUUCUAACCAUUAUAUUAAGGGGUAGUAGAACUAACACUUCGAAUUUUUUUCUACAUUCCAGUAGUUGUAAGUCUGCAUAAUCGACCUGAUAAAACUUUUUUUAUUAUACAUUAUUUAUAAUUUUAAGUACUCUUAGUUUUAAGUUGUCAUUAUUAUAUAAAUCAAGGAGAUUAUUACAAAGUCUAUGUAAGUGACAUUCCAUUCGGUAGCUGUAUAGUUUUAGCAUUUAUAAUAUUUACCAAAUUUUUUUUAUGCCAAUGCUCUAACAUUAUAGUGUAUUGAGGGAAUAGAGUGUGCAGCAGCGCGGCUGCGCGACCAAUACUCAGUCCACGUGGCCAAAUAUGUCCGACUCACGCGCACGGUGAGCUUGUCAUAUAUCAUUGAUACUUUGUUAAAGCCACAAUACUUAAUAGAAAGGUUAAUGUGCAGUACAAUAAUAAUUGUCUAUAUUACUGUUCAUUGCUAUGAUUUCGAAACUUUAAUCUGUAUACCUUUAGGGACCUGUGCUCAAAUGUGUCUAUUGACGAACAGUUGAUCUGUAAUCCCCAUGACACUAAGUCUACGUUUGUUUAGGAUAAGUUGUCUACUGCUGGGUUCCGCGCUGUUCCAAAAUAAUCUUACACUGAGUACAAAGUACAUAAAGCAAGAAUAUAGAAUAGAAUUAAAAAGAAAAAAACACUUAUUAAAUAUUUUUGGAGAAUAUAUUUUUGAUGUGAUUAUUACAAAGAAUAUUGUGCCGUACCCAGUAGCUAUUUCUAUUUUCAUUGUCUACUCGUAAUCUCUCUCGCCAUAUAGGUUGAAGUAAGUGUGCAUCAUUACGUAUGAUAAUUUAUAGUUGUAUCCAUCUAGAUCCGUCUUUAAAAGCCAAUGUGUUUAGAUAUUUUCUUAAGUUCAAUAACGGGAACAGUACAUAUUAUGAAUAUUGCUCAUGUAUUUUAUAGCAGUAUAUACCAUUGUCGUCUUUAUAUUAUAUAUUUUGGGUAUUUAUUCAAGAAAUGUUGGUGUGGGGUAUGUAAGAUUGGCCAGUAUUCAAGUCUUAUGUGUGAGGUGUGACGUCGCAGUGAAUUCGCCAGCGAUGUUCCGAUGAGGCUGCAUUCAGAGUAAUUUCAAAGUGUGGCGUCGACUACAGUGGCAAAGAAUAAACAAUAAAACUGCGUACAGAAGGGACACUUCGGCGCGCACCGAUUGGUGCUAUCAGACCCAACCCCCGAUUUUGGGUUUCCUUUCAGUUCGUAAGACGUAAGCAGCGUGAAGGGACUGUCUGUCUCGCUAAGCAACCCACACUGCAUCUGUGGAAUGUCUAUGUAAUAACGAGAUUUUUUUAUAAUGUGUCCGGAAAGUCAAAGAGCAGAAUUAAUUAUCGAUGAAAAUGUUUCAUUAGAUCCAUUGUAGUCGACGCCGCGGAUUUAAGCCAGGUUAGGCAGCGGAGCGACAAAGAUCUUUUGCGAAAUGGCCAAAAUCUGAUCUGACGCCUAACGAACUAUUCUUAGGAAACGUGGUUUUAUGACAGUUGUUAGGAGAUGGUGCAUCCUAUCGUCCCCCUGGUAGUUGGGGCUUCUGAAGACAUCCCGCUUUGGGACGGUACAGAAAAAUAUCAACGCCCGAACCUCCGUCCCGAGCACUCUAGCCUCAAACAGUUCAGGAUCCCGAUACCGACCCCACCGGCGCGGUCGACGAUUUCCCCUAGUGUCGAUUAAUUCUUUCAAAUGUAAUCCUCUCCGACGCCCUUACCCGAGACGUCGUGCCUAACACCCUCAGGCCUGUUGUCUUAAAUUUUGCACCGGAUAAGAGCCCUCAGCGCUCCCCAUUCGUCCGGGCAAGUAGUUAUGCCAUAUGCGGCAAAUCCACAAUAAGUCCGUUGUACCAAUGUCAUCCAAAAGCCAAAUGAUCCUUGUCGCUCUAAACGGAACAAAUAGAGCUACGCCAUGACGACGCAGCUUGUGUAUUCCGUUGCCCUGUCGACCAGUUGUGUGUUCUUAACUAGUACAGUACAAGCAACAUUGAUUGUACAUCACAGUAAAUUACUAUAAAUAGGUUUUUUUGUACUAAUCCGAUGUCUUAAACCAAUCCUCUUAUGCUGUCAUUCAUUUUUUUUUUGUAUUUUAGAAUUUAUAAAACUAAAGUCGAUCAAUGACAACUGGUAAAAUAGCAUUUCCAGCUAGUCAAAUCAGUUACUUUUUACUAAAUAUUAAACAUGAAAUUACUAUGGAGUUUGUGUGAAAAAGCAACCUGUGACGUCAUUGAAAAACAUCUCAUCUAUUACUACAUUUUUCGUUAUUAAAAUUCAUAAAUAAGUUUACAGAAAACUUUUUUGUCACCUUUAGAUCUGUCAUUAUUAAGUAAUCAGAAUUUCAUAAUUUAUCUUUGGGAAACUACUACAUCUCAGGCCUUUACAUCUUUAUCAGAUGAUUCAAACAGCGUUUCUGUGGCAGCUUUUAAGUAGUACUACUAAUUAUCACUUUUUCAACACUACCAUUCGUUAUCCAGGUAAAAUGUUCAUUGCAUUUUUUCUGGUAACCAGGCUUUUAUACAGUCGUGGAUUCUAGGCCACCUUUUGAAAAUGCUGUAAUUAUGCAAAUGAAGCACAACAUGUUGAAAUUCAUGCACAGUGCGUGGAACGGAAGCGAAUUUUGAUAACAAUCAGUAAAGUUGGAAGCAAGUGUAAUUUUCACCCUUCGUCUAUUGUUCUCGGAUUAGUGCAACCAAACCCGCAGCCGAGUGAGCCAGGGUCGCGACUCGUCACUCACUACAUACGUGUUCACCUUCCAAAUUCUAUGCCAUAGCGUGUAAUGUGUAAAGUAGCGCUUUUACAACGAACAAAUUAAGUUUUAUGUGAAAAAAUCUGUCCAAUGCUCUCUACAUUGUGAUUGUAUUUCUCGUACCUUUGUAAGCGAUAUUUAGCUUACGAAUAUAUUUAAGUUUAUUCUUUUUAAAGAUUACAGUGCUUCUCUGUGACCGUAUUUUAGCAAAUUUCAAGAUCUCGGUAUUAGAGCGGCUUCACGCCUCACUCUCCAUGCGGGGUCACGGCGGAGUCACUUCCACAUUCGAACGUCAUCGAUGUGUAUAUGUAUAUAUUGUAGCGUCGAUUCAAUCACGACGGUUUUCUUUAUACUCAAAAUCUUUUUAUAUUUUUUUUAUACUAGCUUUAAAUGAGGUAAUAAAUUAUAACUUUGUAUAA
Pectinophora gossypiella (pink bollworm) is the source of this 7294-nucleotide messenger RNA. Its product is annotated as zinc finger and BTB domain-containing protein 14-like. The transcript is spliced from 11 exons. The record is from RefSeq and is a predicted model, not a curated record. The coding region runs from base 357 to 1679 and encodes 440 amino acids. Gene Ontology annotation, cellular component: nucleus. Gene Ontology annotation, biological process: regulation of transcription by RNA polymerase II. NCBI's taxonomy places the organism in Eukaryota, Metazoa, Arthropoda, Insecta, Lepidoptera, Gelechiidae. Gene Ontology annotation, molecular function: protein binding.